This is a messenger RNA of Lingula anatina, 2308 nucleotides long. Its product is annotated as stAR-related lipid transfer protein 3. NCBI's taxonomy places the organism in Eukaryota, Metazoa, Brachiopoda, Lingulata, Lingulida, Lingulidae. Gene Ontology annotation, molecular function: lipid binding. Gene Ontology annotation, cellular component: lysosomal membrane; endoplasmic reticulum membrane; endoplasmic reticulum-endosome membrane contact site. The record is from RefSeq and is a predicted model, not a curated record.
GUGGUAUGUCAUAAUAAUAUCAUUGUGUAAACAGUGAUCCAGGUCAUCAGGAAAAUUAACGGUCUAUUUAGGACACCAUGUCACACCAAGUUACCUUUGAGUGAUGAGUUCACAGUCAGGAGACUGGUUGAAGUGACUCGUUUCUUCGUGGUGAAAAUUCUUUAUUAUAGGUUUUUCAAAAUAGUAGUUCCUAAAAACUGACAGUAUUGCACUGCAUGUUCUGCCACAAUGGGCUUCGUGGAAUCAAUCCAUAUCGUAGUCACAAAAGCAUUCGUUUACAUAUUUUGUGUACCUGGUUUUAAAGAAGUCUGAUGUCUUUAAUCAUUUUUUGCCAUCAAACUGGACAGAAGCCUGCUAGUUGAAGGAUUGAUUUGUAGACCAGAUGGACAAUUGAAAUAAUGUCUUAUUGGAAGAAGACACAGGAAUCCAGUUUUAUCAGAGGCAAUAUAUAUAAUGCAUCUGGAGAUAUGGGACAGCGCGAGGAGGUAGCACAACAAGCAGGACGUCUCCUUUACCAUGGUUCAGCACCAUACAAUUAUAACAGACCCAACUCUUAUGCUAAUGGAGGUACUGCACCAACAUAUGGCUCCACAACAUUAUCAUCAUCAGUGGCCUACGAGACCAAUCCCUGUCCAUGUUGUAAACCUAUGUCCACCAGUCGGAGGGCGUUUUGUAUCAUGGUCACUUUUGAUGUCUUGUUGCUGUUUGUGCUGUGGAUUUUAUAUACUCAGCUGUCUACAUAUGCAGGGACUUUUUCAAAGCGUUUUAUGAAAGAAGUGGAGGGAUAUGAUUUUAAGCAGUCAUUAUUUGACAUUCCUUUGUUAUCGUUUUGGCGUUUUCUAGUCCUCAUCUUUUCAUAUGCUGCACUGAAUAUGAGAAACCCAUGGCUGGUGGCAUUAACAACAUUUGGCACCUGUGUAUUUCUGCUGAUAAAAGUGUUCAUGUUCAAUUUUGAUGAAGAUCUAGCCAGUGGACAGAACACACUGGACUACGUUCUUAUCAUAAUUUCCUUUGUGGUGGCCUGGGUAGAAUGCUGGUUUCUGGACUUCAGGGUUUUACCUGAGGAAAAGCGAGCUGAGAUUGAAGCAAGAGGUGCUGUACUAGAUGAGAGAACGUCUCUCCUGGGUCGUGGCGACCACAGAAGUAUAGGUGGCACUGAAACUAAUGACCAGUACUAUUCUCCAUAUCAUACCCCGCAUGAUUCAGAUGAUGAAGAAGGCAGUAAAAGGUACCAUUCAAUACCACCGUCAUCGGUCAACAGCAGAGCUUCAAGUAGAAAUUCCAACCAGCUUUCGUUAGGAUCACAGGAACAAGAGUACCAGAGAUUAGCUGGAGGCCUUUUUGCCACGGCGAUGCAGUUAUAUGAGAAUGAGGAAGGAUGGAAGCUGGAUAAUGGAGAUGAGAAGGACCUUUCCUCGGGUUGUGUCUACAGUAAACAACUUCCCGAAUUGGGAGGAAAAUUUUUCAAGCUCAAAGGUGUAGUUAAUACCACUCCACAGAAAGGUUUUGAAGAAAUAUAUUUUAACACAGAAGAUUCACCUGCGUGGAAUCCAACAGUUUUGGAAAGCAAGAUUCUGCAGGUAAUAGACGAGCACACAGAUGUGUUGUACAAUAUAGCAGCCGAGGCAGCUGGGGGCAUGGUGUCGGCCAGGGACUUUGUCAACUUACGAUGUUGGAAAGAGAUGAAUGGCAUGAUGAUUUCAGUCUCCAAGGGGGUGACCCACCCAGACAUGCCAGAGCAGAAAAAAUACGUAAGAGGUGAAAAUGGUCCAGGGUGCUGGGUGUUCAAAGCAGUCCCUGGGGACCCAAAUAAAAGUGAAUUUGUCUGGAUAGUUAAUACAAAUCUCAAGGGUUGGUUACCUACCUACUUAAUAGACCAGGCUAUGUCAGGGGUCCUAAUGGAUUUCUUUAAGUACUUCAAUCAACGGAUUAACUAUCUGAACACGCUAGAAUCAUAGCAUAUAUAUUUUUAUUGGACUGCUUUCACAGUGCUGCAAGGAUUAGCUCAUGAAAGUCAAGAAAAUCUUUGAAGAGUUGAUAUAUGUAUAUUUUAUCAAUAUUUCUGUUUCAAAUUUCUAUCUUCAAUCAUGGUCAUUUUUUAAGUAGUUGAACUGUAUAUUUAAAGUGAAAUUGUCAAAGGUGACAGAUGUUGCUCACUAAUUAUUUUCUUUUCUUUGCUAUGUUCACUGUGGUAUAACUACAUGAAAGCAGAGCCAACUAAUCCGCUGCUGGUCUCCCUGCCGUCGCACACCCCAUUAAACAGAUUUAAUCAAGGCUCUGAGGUUUAAUUGCUAGACCUCUGCAGGGA